This is a messenger RNA of Pocillopora damicornis (cauliflower coral), 1481 nucleotides long. RefSeq names its product DNA polymerase beta. Gene Ontology annotation, biological process: double-strand break repair via nonhomologous end joining; base-excision repair. Lineage: Eukaryota; Metazoa; Cnidaria; Anthozoa; Scleractinia; Pocilloporidae. Gene Ontology annotation, cellular component: nucleus. The record is from RefSeq and is a predicted model, not a curated record. Gene Ontology annotation, molecular function: DNA-directed DNA polymerase activity; DNA binding.
UUCAAAAGACGUUCCGCAUGCAGGACUUAAUCUUCGUUACGCAAGGGUGAAAUUUUCCAUUCAAGGUGAAAAUAUCGUUAAUUGCUGUCAAUAAAUUUUUCAAAGGAAAAAACAACCCAGAACAUUCAUUUCGUGACAGAAUCGAAAGGCCGAGAACGAUUUGAAAUCGGACCCAAGCUCUUCGCGGGAUUUUCAAAACAAAAAUGGCGACCUCCUUUCAAGGUUGACUACACUGUUAGCGAAAAAUGAGUAAACGGAAAGCACCUGAGCAGAAUCCAAACAGUGAUUUUUGCGAUUUCCUUAUCGAGCUUGCAGAAUACGAAAAGAACGUGUCAAGGCAGAUACACAAGCACAAUGCAUACCGGAAAGCUGCAUCAGUAUUAGCAAAACACCCAACUCGCAUCAAAAAUGGACAAGAAGCACGUCAAUUGCCUGGGAUUGGAGAUAAAAUUGGGAAGAAGAUAGAUGAGUUUAUCAAAACAGGAAAGUUGGAAAAGCUUGAAAAGAUAAGAGCAGAUGACAGUACCAAAGCCAUACAGGAGCUGACAAGAGUGUCUGGUAUUGGGCCUGCUGCUGCACACAAGUUUGUAGAAGAUGGAGUGGUAUCACUAGAAGGUUUGAAAAAGGUUCAAGAACGUCUUAAUCACCACCAGAAAAUUGGACUCAAAUAUCUUGAAGAAUUUGAGAAGCGUAUACCACGAGAUGAGAUGCUGCAACUUCAGGAAAUAAUCUUAAAGAAAAUAGAAAAGUAUGACAAAGAUGUUAUCCCAACAGUUUGUGGAAGUUUUAGGAGAGGAGCCUCUUCUAGUGGAGACAUUGACGUAUUAGUGACACACCCUUCGUUUGUGUCUACCGAUACCGACUUUGACAAGAAGGCUCUUCUGCGUGGUAUCGUUGACACGCUGACUAAAGCGGGCUUUGUGACAGAUUCAAUAUCCCUCGGUGAUACUAAGUUUAUGGGGGUCUGUAUCCUACCGAAAUCAGAAAAAUCAUUACACAGAAGGAUUGAUAUCAGGUUAAUCCCUAAUGAUCAGUACUUCUGUGGGAUUUUGUACUUCACUGGCAGUGACGAAUUUAACAGAAGAAUGCGACACGAGGCAUUAGAGAAAGGUUUUACUCUCAAUGAAUAUUCUAUAAGGCCACUGGGAAGCACAGGUGUACCGGGAGAACCGAUUCCAGUCUCAAGUGAACAAGACAUCUUUGAAAUAAUCGGCAUGGAUUACAAAGAACCGACUGAGAGGAAUCUUUGAGGGAAAUUGCGUCCCAAAAGUCAUUGAUAAUUUUCUCUAAAGCCUUUGUUGUGUGCUUCUCGUACGAUCAACGUUGAAUAACUCUAUUACGGACAUUGCUCUCGCCUCGAGGUUCGAUCGAGGUUGUCAGUAAGCUAUUUAAGCUCUAUCAAAUGAACCAUAACAGGGUUUUAGGACUGAUGUUGGAAAAAGUGAGGCUGUACUUAUAAAUAUGCAUUUAUUUAGACGGUG